Messenger RNA from Hirsutella rhossiliensis, 831 nucleotides. RefSeq lists its product as uncharacterized. The record is from RefSeq and is a predicted model, not a curated record. Lineage: Eukaryota; Fungi; Ascomycota; Sordariomycetes; Hypocreales; Ophiocordycipitaceae. The coding region runs from base 1 to 831 and encodes 276 amino acids. The transcript has a single exon.
AUGACGCGACGGUCCAAUGCCAUUUCGGGAUAUGGCAAAAGCCUUCUCCAGCCUUAUCUUCGUCAGCAAAAGCAGCUCUGGGUCCCGAGAGACCCCCUCUUUGCGAUGUACAAAAUCAUGUUCCCAAAUGAGGUCGAACUCCGAAAAAGGAUGUUUCGGAGGAAGAAGGGACAGUUUCUUGUCCCAGGACCAAACUACCAGUGGUGCAUUGACGGCCACGACAAGCUCAAGGCGUAUGGAUUCGAGAUAUAUGCAGCAAUCGAUGCAUACUCGCGCAACAUUAUCUGGUUUUAUAUUGGCCACUCCGCUACAACUGCUUUGAGCGUAUUGAAGCAGUACUUGGCCGCGUGUGGCGCCUACGGCUUUCGGCCAUGGUAUUUGCAAGCAGACAGGGGGAGCGAAACGCCAUUGGUCGCAGCAGCACACUGGAACUUUGUCUUGGCAACAGACGGGCGAGUGGAAUGGCAUGGGCAAGUUUUCCGACAAGGAAAUCGACUAAAGGAUUCGUACAAGGCGGCUCCGAGUACGAAGAACGUUAAGAUCGAGAGUUGGUGGGAGCGCAUGCUGCAUGUCUCGUCCCGGCAGUGGGUAGACUACUUUGGAGAACUCGCCAGGGACGGGGACUUCGACGGCGAUAUGCUGGAAGAUCAGAUUUCCAUCUACGCCGUCUUCGAAGACUUACUACGCCGAGAACUCUUCGACUUCGUGGAGGCGUGGAAUCUUCAUCGGAUACGCCUCCAAAAGAACCGUCCCCAUGUGGUCCACGGCCAGCCCUGGAUGAACUACCAUUACCCCGACCCAGACAAGGCAUGCAAUUGGGGUAUCGAUUGA